AUUUCUGCGUCCUUCUGUUUCUGUCAGUUUUGUGUGUGUACACCACGUGCGGCAUUAAUAAAUAAUUCUUAAAAUUUGUGAUUUUACCGAAGAAAACUUGAAGAAGUCAUGGCUGUAAUGCAGCGUGUAGUGAAAGCCAAGACGAGGAAAGGCAAGAAAGUGCUGGUGACGCGCGAACCGCAACUCAUCGAAGGUGUGAAGAGACCCCUGUUUUUGCAAGGCAGAAAGUGUUCGGAGAAAGUAAGGAAUGUUAUGAAGGAUAUUUAUCAUUUGAAGAAACCGGAGGCUGUGAAAUUAUCACAGAAAAAUGACAUAACCAUAUUUGAGAACGUCGCUCCUGUGGAGCAGUUCUGCAAGAAAUAUCAGACGCCAAUCUUCAUGUUCGGAUCACACAACAAGAAGAGGCCAGACAAUCUUGUGGUCGGUCGCAUGUUCAAUUAUUCUUUGUUGGAUAUGAUUGAGUUGGCUGUCGAUUACAUUGAGCCGAUGAGCGAGUUCAAAGGACAGAAGAUGGUCAUGGGAACGAAACCCAUGUUGGUGUUCAAUGGACCAUCGUGGGAUCAAAGCGAUGAGCUCAAGCAGUUGAAGUCGAUUUUCGUGGAUUUCUUCAAAGGGGAGAAAUGCGAGGCUAUCAGGUUGGCUGGAUUGGAGCAUGCUAUUAGUUUCACGGUGACCAAAGAUGGACGGAUUUUGUUGCGUUCCUACAAAGUCUUGUUUAAGAAGUCCGGCUGCAAAACGCCAAGGAUUGAAAUGGAGGAAAUCGGACCAAGGAUAGAUUUCACAUUGAGACGCAGCAAAUUGCCGACGGAGGACUUGAUGAAGCAGUCGUGCAGGAAGCCGAAGGAGCUGAAGGUUGUCAAGAAGAAGAACAUCUCUACUGAUGGUCUGGGAACGACGCACGGACGCGUCCAUCUGGGUAAACAGGAGGUGAACAAGCUGCAGACCAGGAAGAUGAAGGGUCUGAAGAAGAGCGUGACGGAGAAGAAGGCUGAGCGCAAGGCGAAAAAGGCAACUAAACAGAAUACGGUGCCUCCGGUUGCUUGAUGAUCGUCGACCGGACGUGCUGUGUAUAUUUUUUAAGUAAUAUUUAUGUAAAUUUAGAUUUACGUAUUGAAAGUUAGUAUUUACGUUGAUUAUAAUGAUUUCAUUACAUUUAUGAUGACCGUAUCAUUUAUUUUUUACUUUGUAAAUAUAUUCUUUUAUAUAUAUUAUUAAUAACUUUUACUUAAGUUAUACAAGUAUCAAUGUUUUCAUACAAGAUUCGUUCCCCAAGUCCAUUUCCUCCGAGUCUUCUGAAACGCAAUUAAUUUUAAACUAAUAUAGAUUAUUUUUAUCUGUUAAAAAUCUUUCAUUUCCCUGCCUUUUGCCGUCAUUUUUUGUUAACCCAAAAGCAAGAAUGGUGCAAAUCUUCAAACGAAAACAAAUCUUGAAAUUUCUCUUACAU
Messenger RNA from Nicrophorus vespilloides, 1444 nucleotides. It is a transcript of the gene Non3, whose product is annotated as ribosome production factor 2 homolog. Gene Ontology annotation, biological process: ribosomal large subunit assembly; maturation of LSU-rRNA from tricistronic rRNA transcript (SSU-rRNA, 5.8S rRNA, LSU-rRNA). Gene Ontology annotation, cellular component: nucleolus. Lineage: Eukaryota; Metazoa; Arthropoda; Insecta; Coleoptera; Silphidae. The transcript is spliced from 3 exons. Gene Ontology annotation, molecular function: rRNA binding. The record is from RefSeq and is a predicted model, not a curated record. Bases 109 to 1044 code for a protein of 311 amino acids.